AUGUCUGGUUUUGAGCAGACAUCAGAAUUUCAGGAUGUGCUGCCAGAUUCCUUCAGGAAAAGCAAAUGCACCACAUCUCAUGUCCUAACUUCUGCCCUAAAGAUACAAGGAGAAGAGAUCUAUCCAACUAUGACAACACAAGAUGCCAGUCAGUCUCAGGCAUACUCAUUGACUAAGAUGCAAGCUGGACUUAAUGAAUCAUCUCCUGAGCCUGUGACAACUACACGAACUGUCAACUGGCGAACUCAGGGGAGCCCUUCAGAUCAUCUGACACUUGGACGUAAUGUAUCUACACCUGGUCCAGAUCUUACCACACAAGAGUUCAAGCAGGCAACCAAAGAGAACAUGUCUAAUGUCACUUUUGUGGAGUAUGAGGUACUCCUACCUGGUGUUUCUGGUACUUCUGUGGAAAAAAAUAUCACUUUGGACAGGGCAGCUAGAAUUGAACUUUCAUGCAGAUUGGACAAUAAAUACUCUCAUUUGAAAAGUCUUCAAGUGACUUGGAAGAGGGGAAAUGAAACAAUCAGACACAUGAAUAAAACUGAAAACAGCUGGAGCAUCCAGUUGAGGAUCUUGGAUAACAGUAAUCUGGGAGGUUACAGUUGUACUCUGAAAGGUGAAGAAAUCAGCGCUAUGUUUCAUUUACAAGUACCGAAAAUUGAAGGAAAAGAAAAACCCAUAGUCAGUUAUGAAGGAGAUACAGCUGUAAUGAUUUGUAAAAGUUUUGGCUAUACUCCCAUUGCUUGGACUUGGUAUAUGACCAAUGGAAGUGAACAGAUUGCCAUUAAUGACUCUCUGCUGGCAGACAAAUAUGUAAUUAAUAGACUAUCUGCCAAUGUAACCCAUCUGAAGAUAUUGAAGCUCACCAAGGAAGAUGACGGUGUAUAUUGGUGUGAAGCUGCUUUUGAACUAGGAAAAAGUAAAGGAAAGCUGAAGCUUAGAGUUCUAUCCCUCAUGGUGCCUCUCAAACCCUUUCUAGCAAUUGUGGCUGAAGUUGUUAUUUUAGUAACUAUUGUUUUCGUCUAUGAGAUGUAUUCGAAAAAGAAAGAGAAAUCUGCAGAAGACGAAAAAGAAUUUGACCAAGUUGAGCAACUUAAAUCAGAAGAAAGCAAUGGUCUGGAAAACAGUAGUGCUAGGCACAGAAAAACUUAAUCUGGUUCCUAAA
Molecule: messenger RNA, 1165 nt
Organism: Aptenodytes forsteri (emperor penguin)
Lineage: Eukaryota; Metazoa; Chordata; Aves; Sphenisciformes; Spheniscidae
Gene: EMB
Product: embigin
Exons: 12
Coding region: 1-1152 (383 amino acids)
Biological process (GO): axon guidance; homophilic cell-cell adhesion; dendrite self-avoidance
Cellular component (GO): axon; plasma membrane
Molecular function (GO): cell-cell adhesion mediator activity
Source: RefSeq, a predicted model, not a curated record